AGUAUGCUAACACCAUAUGAAUAAUUCUUAUGUAGUUUUACUAUAUUUUGCAAAGGAGUUUAGUCAAUAACGCCAUUUUUCGGUGUGUGUCCAGGUAUUGAACAACAUUUUCAAAUCAUGGCAAAGGUAACGGACAAAGAAUCGCUGUUUUCUCUGGAAUUAGUGGUUGAAAAACUUUACAUCCCUCAUGUGGCCUGCAGAUUCCCAGCUGUUGCAUUCAGGCUCUUGGACUUUCCAACGAUUCUCGUAGAUCAUGUUGAGAAAGAACUUGGAGAUCAGAUAAGACGCAAAAUAUCCACUGAUCCCUACUACAAUGUACCUGAACAAUUUAGUGAAUUGAAAGACAAACAUGGCAAUUUCAUGAUGAAAAAAGGUAAAUCAUGCUUGUUCAAAAUAGCUGUGUCAAGUCUGAAGACGCACCUGAGCAACACGCCUCUGUAUGUAAUGGUCAUUGACAACUUCCCUAAAGUGUCAAAAUUGCUUGGAAAUUGUACAGUCCCCUUGGAUGAAGUUAUGGACUUGAUCCUCAAUGAUAUUAAAACACUUGGACCUACAGUUCCAUCCGUACAUGGUGACAAAGGAUUGUACAAAAUCUACAGUUUGAUGGGAAAAGAAAUAGGCUAUAUCAUUCUAGGAUAUCGUCUGUUGUGUUUGGGCCCAGGACUUAUUCCACACAUACCAGAAUCUGCAAUUGCGAAGCGGAUGUCAACAGAAGUUGACCAGGUGUACAGACAAAAUAUUCCUCAACAGAGGGAUGUAGGUAGCCCUUCAAAAAGGGAUGUUGGUGGUUAUUCUAGAAGGGAUGAGGAUCCUCUGAUGACAACACAGGAAAUGGGAUCAAUGACAGAUCCAGAAAAGCAUGAUGUUGUACUGCAGACUGUAAACAUGUGUGACAAAGAAAUCCAUGUGGCCAUUUCGGAACCAGAGGUAAAACCCAAACCAAUUGAAGGCAAAGGAAUUAUAGUCAAAGAUCUGCAUACAAUAGCUACUCAAACUUUCAAAAGAUCUAAACCAAAGCCAGUUUCAGAAUUGAAUGGGCUUGGCAUUAAGAAUGCAGAUGAUGAUGAAGAUGAUGUCAUCGUCACAAAUAUUGCCCAACCCCCUCCUCUGUUUUAUAACAGUGAAAUUGAGCCUGCCAAAAAAACUGAACGAGUGUACGCUUAUAAUGACGAUGAACCCAGUGAUGAAUUUCUAUCAGAAGAUGAGGCUGAAUCAAUGGCAGCAAAGCAUAAGUUAGAAAGGAUGAAAAAAGAAGAAGAAGCAAAACGUAAACGACAGGAUUAUUUACGAAAUCAGCAAUCUCAAGCUGCUAAAGUUACUUUCAUGAAUCAUCAACAAUCACCUCCACAAAUUAAGGAAACUGGAAUGGGAGACCAGGCCUUAUUUCCAUUGUUAACAGCUUUGAUGCAAGAAAUAUCAAAUAUUCAGAAUCCACAGCUUAUCCAACAGACUGUGCAGCAAGUCAAGUCUGUGUCAAGAACCCAUCAACAGCAACAACAUGUGCCACAGUCAGGUCGAAGUACACAGCAACAAAAGCAGAUAGCUCCACAACAAAUAGAAAAAGAAAAUCAAAGUAUUGAACAGGCGGGUCCUUAUGGAAAGCAGAGGGGACGGAAAAGUCAUAAAACAUGUGCACACCCUCAUGAUGCUAUUCCAGGUCAGAAAAGUUGGAUCAGACAAGCUCCACAAUUGGGUGUGAAGAAAUCAAAGUUAACAUAUGGUUUGACAAACACACAGAGGUUGAGGCUAGCAAAAGUCAAUCCUGAUUGGGCAAAAAGUGUAGAUAAAGAAGAAACAGAUUUCAAGGCACAAAAGCAAAAAUUAAAGAAGAGUAUCAAAGAGGAUCAGGAAUUUGACACUGGGAAUUUAUCUGAUACACUUACAGAGGUGAGGCGUUUGGCAGAGAAGAAUCUUCAAGAUACCCUGGCCGAAGAUUCAUUGUUAUAUGGGACAAUGAACUCAACAUCAAAGUCCAAUAGAAGGAGAAUUUCUCCACCAAGACGAAAACAAAAACAGUCAAGAAAGCGCAGCAAGUCACCUAGGAGUACAAAACAAACAUCAGGAAAAUCCUCAGGAGACUUACAGGAGUCAAAAAGUAUUGGACAGAAAAGUGCUGAGGAGAACCUUUCUGACCGGGAUUCUCCUAGUCUUCCAAGUCAGAGGAGUAUCCAAGUUCGUAUUCCAAGCGCCCAGAUGUAUGAGGAUAGUGACGAUGAAAAUUUCAGUGACUUUGAACAGAAUGCACCGACUAGAAACGGAAGAUUUCCUGGAUUUCAUGAUGAUAAUGAAAGUUUACCAGAUUCUAUCGGAGCUGACGCCAUGGAUAAUAAAUUUGACCAUUCAUUUGAAUUGAAAGAUGAUGAUUUUGAUCAACCCUUGGAAUCCACCCGUAAUUCUAAACCAUCUCCACCAAAAGCGAAGAAAAAAUGGCUGAGUCGUAAAUCCCCUGAAGAUCCAAGUAAUGUAUAUAAUGACGAUUCAUUUGAGUCUGACCUCUCCCCUCGGCGUGAUAAAGCAGACAUGCCAGAUAAAUCACGAACAUUUCAGUCCACCGAGGAUUAUAGUACUCGUCAGUUUCAGUCCACAGAGGAACCAGAACUCCAGCGACUCAUGAGUUCUGGAGAAAGAUCAGAGUUAUCGGAUGUGAUGAGCUCUGAAAAAUCCGCCAGAUCUCCAGUGCCAGUUACAGCCAGUAUGAAUUCUGCAAGAUUCCAGGUAAUCAACCCAAAAGCUUCACUCCAAUCACCAAUCCCAGCUCUGCGCCGUUCUCAGGUAAAGCUGGACACUUCUAUGGCUAGGCCUUCCCCAACAGGCACUCCAAGGUCACAAACUAGCUCUCGAUUUCCGACACCAAAACCGAGGAAGGUGAAUCCAAGGGAGAAACGCACUGAGCUGAAACGUGAAUCUUUACACACAGAAUCGAUCAGUUCCUACGUGCCCUCAGAUGGAGACUUUAAUCCAUCUCUGGAAAGUGAUAACUUUUCUGACGAUUUUUCUUCCCUGAGUGGUCGUGAAGAACUUAGAAAAGUGAAAGAACUUCCAAGAAUGCUUCCAUCAACAAAACUUGGAUAUACCAUCCAUUAGUCUUUACCUGAAGUACAAUGGUAAAUGUAGAGUGCACCAAGUUUUGUUUGUGCUGUAAUGUUCAUGAAAUAUCAAUAUAUACUCAAGUUGGGAUUUUGUUUAUUUACGUAUGAUAUACAAUACAUGUUCCAAACCUUUAAGAAUAGUCAGUUAAGGGUGUAUGUUAUCUUACAUUAAAGUUUUUCGCAAAGAGUUCCACACUUAAUAAUGUUAUUACAAAGGCAACCUGUGAAAUAAUAUGUUUCAUGACCCAGUAGAUUAUAUAGAACAGCAAACAUGGCACAUGAACCAGAAUUAAAAUCAAGUGCUGUAUAAGAUAACAGUAAAUAUCUUGCAGUGCUUGAUGUGGAACUCUUUCACUGGAGAUGCAUGUCACAAGAAAAUUUGUAAAGGAUGUAUGUUUGAAUUGCUGUACCCUUUACUAACUCAUUCAGGUGUAUCACAAUAAGACCUACCGGGUACAUAUGUAUUUUGUUUUGGAUAAAAACAUCUUGAUUGCAUAACAUCUACUGUCAUCAUGAUAUUUUUCAUAGUUCAACAUUGGUUAUAAAUAAUUACCCAUGCAAAUACUCGUGAAACGGCAUCUUAUUAGACUGAUAAUAAGAUACACCAUCUUAGGUAUAAAUUCUCACUCAGUAUCAUUUCUAUGGCGACAUCACCAUACAUGUGAUGAUAAACAAAUUAAGCUAUCAAUCAUCGGUGACAUUUUACUUUUAUUCCACUAUUUAAGUGAUAACACUAAAAUGAUUAGGUGAUAUCACCACUACAAGGCUAAUAACCACCUUAACUCAACAUUUAACCAACAAAUUCAAAGAUAUUUAUUUACUUCUUGUGUUAGAUAUAGCAAUACAGAAAAAAUAUGAUCUUGGAUUAACUAGUUAGAACAUAAGUAAAUUAACUGGUGUAAGGGAGAUAACCUAGUUCUGAUGCAAGGGCGAUAACCUAGUAGCUGCAGAUGUGAUAUAUAUAAAAAGAAUUAUGUAGUUGAUAUUACUUGUUAUUGUAUA
Ylistrum balloti is the source of this 4091-nucleotide messenger RNA. RefSeq names its product microtubule-associated protein 10-like. Gene Ontology annotation, cellular component: centrosome; mitotic spindle midzone; midbody. Bases 118 to 3084 code for a protein of 988 amino acids. The transcript has a single exon. Lineage: Eukaryota; Metazoa; Mollusca; Bivalvia; Pectinida; Pectinidae. Gene Ontology annotation, biological process: cytoplasmic microtubule organization; mitotic spindle midzone assembly; positive regulation of cytokinesis. The record is from RefSeq and is a predicted model, not a curated record. Gene Ontology annotation, molecular function: microtubule binding.